This is a messenger RNA of Symbiodinium pilosum, 3057 nucleotides long. The record is from the annotation of a GenBank genome assembly. Lineage: Eukaryota; Dinophyceae; Suessiales; Symbiodiniaceae.
AUGGAGGCCAGCUCGGCCACGAAGCAAGGUGCAAUUCUCAAGCAGGUAGAGUAUUAUCUCUCAGAUGAAAAUCUGCGAAAGGACGCGUUCUUCAGCAACCUGCUUGCCAAGAACCAUGGAUGGAUUGCAGUUGACCCUUACAUUCUCUCCUGCAACAAGAUCAAGGCACUUGAUGCAGAUGUCGAAGAAAUCCUACAGGCCCUUCGUGGCUCCAGUGCCCUGAGAGUGGACAGCGCUUCUGGUCAAAUUCGGCGGCAAGUUCCGUUUGAACCAGGUGUGGACAAAGGCAAAGGUGGCCAAAAGGGCAAGGAUGGCAAGGGCUUCAAAUGGUCGGACAAGGGCUUCAAAGGCAAAAGCUCGGAUGGAACCGCUUUGCACAGCUGGGCAGCCGACGUGGACGCUCGAGCAGCACCGGUUUAUGAUCGCACUGGGCCAUGCGGUUAUUUCAUGGCUGGCUAUUGCCAGUACGGCAACAGAUGCCAGGUGCAGCAUUGUGUAGAUUACGCGGAGGCGAUCAGGCACGAGUGGCUGCAUCCAGGAGACCCGGGUGCACGAAGGGCUCUGCAGGCAGCCGCCUCGAAGCUGCUGGGAGAGCAGGAUGCUCAAAACUUGUUCCCGCGUGUCUUCUCCCACAAGCUUCACUGCAAGCAAGCCGCUGCGCAGUCGGCAGAUGACUUGUCAGACUUGGGAUUCCAGUGGAGCCCAGACAGUGGUGGGACUUCUGAAAGCACGACUGCUUUGCAAAGGCCCGGGCGUUGGACGCGAAAGCCUGCCGCAUCCAGAGCACCGCUUGAGCCUUGCGGUUGGCCAGAGCCCUCUCAACGGAUCCGGUAUUUUCUCGUCUUCGACCUGGAAGGCAAGCACGAGAUCAUUGAAUUUCCAGUGCUGUUGAUCGACGCUGUAGCUAGGAAAGAAAUCGGACGAUUUCAGCGAUUUGUACGCCCAACAAUGCUGUUCGAUGGCUGCCCUGUCAUGGACACGCCAGCCGUGCCCUUCCCCGAAGUUCUGUCAGAGUUUAGUGCUUGGCUUUCAAAGAGUAUUGGUCGAGGACUUGAGGAUCUUGGUAGUUCCGAUGCAACGGAUGUUGCUUUCGUGACGUGCGGCGACUGGGAUUGCAAGCACAUCAAGACCCAGUGCGGUAUUUGUGGUGUGCCAUUUCCCGCGGCAUUCCGCCAGUGGAUAAACAUAAAGCGUUCAUAUGCAGACGAAUAUGGAGGCGAAUUUCGAGGCAUGAAGAGUAUGCUUGCAAAACUCCGCCUGCUCGACAGGGAUGGCAAUCCGAAGCACGGCUUCCACCACCUAGGUAUGCACGAUGUGGAAAACAUCGCUCGACCUCGCACACGCUCGGUCUCGGCCAAUGGAGCCCAGACCCAGUACAGCCACAAGCUCGGCCAGCUCCCAAUCGAACCCGGCCGACUGGAAGAGCUGGUAGCCGCCAACCUCAGCCAGUGGGUUUACCGUGCAGAUGAUGUCUCCGAGCCACUGCCAGAGAUUCCUGGAAUUUCUCUCGUUGCAGAAAGCGUGUGCGAAGACUUGCGCACCGGAAGUGUGAAAAUGGCCCUCGUCACUGCUGAACUACCUGGAAGACACCGGACUCUCUUUGUGGUAUUCAAAGGCAGCUCAUAUUUGCUUGACUUCAUCAACUGGAACCUGGAGCAUGACUAUGAAGUCAUCGGGGAUGGCAAAAAUUUCAUGCACAAAGGCGCGGCUGGAAUCAUGCGCAACCUUUUUUUCCUCAAGGUCCAGCCAACGUCCACUUUUGCAAAGCAGUUGGACUCUGCUUACAGCAGCGGGGUUCGACAUUUGGUUUUAACAGGCCACUCUCUUGGUGGCAUGUAUGCCAUGUCUGGCAUGUACUUCAUCUGGAAGGAGCUACAGACUCUCCUCCCAGAGCGCAGCCGCCUCAGAGGCUCAGGUCGAACGCUGCUUCAUUCGGCGCGCUGCGUCGCUUUCGGUGCGCCCAUGUGCCUGAUACUGCUAAGUUGUGCCAGAGGAUGCAAGCACUCCAGGUUCGAGGCCUUUCUCAAAGAGAAGGCUGUGAACUUCAUCAAUGCAGGGGACCCUUGCCCCCGCGCCUGGUCUGCCGUGGACCCACGAGCAGUGAUCCGGGAAGCUGCAGAGGCCAUGAAAGAGCAGCUCAAGGAGCGAAACAUGGUGAGCCGGCAGAUUGCCACCCGAGUGAUCCAGGCUCUCUCCAGCGCUCUGCUGGCGAGACCCGACAUGGACCGGCACAUUGCAGGGUGCGCAGAGGGCUUUCUGCAUCUCGCCAGCCUCCGGCUCCUCAGUCGAGAGGACAGAUCCACCUUCCAUUGGCAAAGAGAUUUCCGUCUCAGCCGGCAUGGAUUUGCAGAGCAUGCAAUGAGUGAGUACUGCGACUUACUUUUUGAUGCCUGCUAUGCCGACAACCCCAUCUGUCACAUGUACGAUGACGACGAAGCUGGCACAAAGGUGCCUCUGACUCGCAUCAGACCGAGCUUUGUGGCCCGGCUGCGCCGAUCGGAUUCCGAGUUAAAGGCACCGACGGAGUCGGAGCUGGCAGAGUCCACAACCACAGUGACUUCGCUGGCAUCUACGGCUGCGGUCCCAGAUCAGCCGUCACUGCGGGAGCUGGUCGAUGCAGUCGAGCAUGGCAGGAUGAGCGAACUGGAUGGGAAGUCUGUCUUCGAGGCUCUGUUGAGCUACAAAGCCAAGGCAACUGCUCAGGGUCACUUCUGCCUCGGCUCAGUCUGGAUCCGCCUGGAAGAUCCGAUUCCAAGGGAUACGGUGACUAAGGCAAUCCACAAGUACCAGAACACCUGGCCAGAGACUCUCGAGGCAAAGGGCCGCCUGCAGAUGUCCUUGCGGGAAGCGCAGCUCUUACUGCUGGCAUUGGAUGCCUACGCAUCACACAAGGCCCAGGGCGGCGAAGUGUCAGAGAAGGCACGGUCCUGGCAUUCACGGCGGCCCUCUUCACGAUCUGUCUCCGAGUCCAACGAAGGAGCUGUCAGCAGCUUCUGGAGGAAGCCCUCGAUCAGCUCAUCGAUGCUGGGCUUCAGACCUUGGCGAAGACAUGGCUAG